Messenger RNA from Coccinella septempunctata (seven-spotted ladybird), 1946 nucleotides. RefSeq names its product UDP-glycosyltransferase UGT5-like. The coding region runs from base 362 to 1912 and encodes 516 amino acids. Lineage: Eukaryota; Metazoa; Arthropoda; Insecta; Coleoptera; Coccinellidae. The record is from RefSeq and is a predicted model, not a curated record. Gene Ontology annotation, molecular function: UDP-glycosyltransferase activity. The transcript is spliced from 7 exons.
UCCACUUUGUGUUGUCCCUCAAAAAUAAGUUAUUCUAGUCAAUUCGAUUUUAUCAAUAAUUUUGAAAACUAUAUCAAUUUGUUCGGUUAUGGAAGAAGGAUAAAGAAAACAAUUUAACAGUAUUAUCUUCGAAAUCGUUUACUGACAAACGAUGCACAGUCCCGAUUACAUAAUGGAUACUCCUAACUUGGCAGUUAUCAAUUUAUCCUUGAAGAUCAAAAUCGAACGAAAACAAAUUAGUGCCUCGGACGUCUGAAAUAUUAUGUUAACCUACUUUUGUAUCAUUUGAUCACGUGCUAGAUUUAUUGAAUCAGUUCUGCGGAAAAUAUCAGAAAAUCAAUCAAUCAAAUAUCAGAGAAUAAUGGAAGUGUACACCUGGUAUAUUCUUUGGUUUGCAUUUUAUUGCACAGUUGCCGAUGCUGCGAAAAUUUUAGCUGUUUUCCCCGUACCUGUUAGGAGUCACUUUGUCAUGACAAAAACUAUAUUGACAGCUCUAGCAGCAAAGGGACAUGAUAUAGAUUUAUACACAAUUUUCCCAGAAGAAGAAAUGAUACCCAGAAUCCGCCACUAUCAGAUCCCAAAUAUCGAACUCUUGGAAACACCACUGUCCGUGGAAGAGCUACGUGCUAUUCCAGUCGCAGAAAUGAUAGACGUUAUGUUCACCGAAAAAAGUAACGGUAAUUACGUAUGCGAAAAGAGUUUCAAAACUGAAAUACUGAGAAAACUGAAACAAUCCAAGCAGCAUUAUGACCUCGUACUUCUCGAAAUGUUUGUGGUUGACUGCUUCUUCGGCUUUUCUCAUAUCUUCAAAGCACCAGUUGUUGCCAUCACUUCUAGCGUAGAUCUGCCAUGGGGAUCACAUCGGAUUGGUAAUCCUGACAACCCUUCAUAUAUUCCAACGUAUUUUGGAGAAUUUGGAAAAUCUAUGAGUAUUUACGAAAGGUUACUUAAUACGAUAACACUAGUUUACGCUAAAUACAGACAGAAGGUUCAUCUGAGUUAUCAAGAAAAAUUGGCGAAACAAUUUUUUGGUGGUGAUUUACCCCCUCUGGAUGAUAUAGUUUCCAAUACCAGCCUGAUGAUAGUCAAUAGUCAUUUUAGUUUGAAUCAGCCUCGGCCAACUGUCCCAAACCUCGUUGAAGUUGCCGGAAUCCAUAUAAGAGAACCAAGGAAAUUACCGAAGGAUUUAUUAGAUAUUGUAGGCAAUAAAAAAUUCGUAUAUUUUUCUUUUGGUUCAAUAGUUGGAUCAGAAACCUUACCUGUGGAUAAACUUCAAUACAUCCUCAACUUUCUUGAGGCACUUGAUUAUGUAGUGUUAUGGAAAGCGAGCCAAAAUUCCAUUCCUAAAGAUUUGAGGGUUCCAAAAUCAGUUCAUAUAAGAUCUUGGAUGCCGCAAUUGGAUAUAUUAUGUCAUCCUAAUAUUCAGUUUUUCAUAAGCCAUAGUGGUUUGAUGGGUACGCAAGAAGCAAUUUACUGUGGGGUCCCGAUGCUGAGUGUACCCAUGUUUGCGGAUCAAUUUCUUAAUGCAAGGAACAGUGAAAAUAAGGGAUUCGGAUUGACUCUGAAUUUCGAGAGCAUCACGAAGAAGCACAUUGGAGUAAAAAUCAGAGAAUUAAUCGAAAACCCAAAGUAUAAGGAGAAUGCAAAGGCGGUGUCUUUACAAUUCCGGGAUAGACCAAACAAACCAUUGGAAGAAGCAGUUUAUUGGAUAGAGUACGUCUUGAGAUAUAGAGGCGCUCCACAACUGAGAAGCCAAUCGGCAGAUUUAGCAUACUAUCAAUAUUAUUUGUUAGAUGUGGGAGUUAUUUUCGCAGUUACGCUCAUUAUUAUUGUAUAUAUUUUAUUCAAUUUAAUAAUUUGUAUUUUCACAUAUAGAAAAAACAGAAUACAAAAUAAAGUGAAACGAAACUGAUAAAUUCGUUCUUAUUGACUUUCGGUAUCUGCUA